Molecule: messenger RNA, 1583 nt
Organism: Corylus avellana
Lineage: Eukaryota; Viridiplantae; Streptophyta; Magnoliopsida; Fagales; Betulaceae
Gene: STO
Product: B-box zinc finger family protein
Biological process (GO): regulation of DNA-templated transcription; photomorphogenesis
Cellular component (GO): nucleus
Molecular function (GO): zinc ion binding
Source: RefSeq, a predicted model, not a curated record
UCUUCUGGUUUCUUUCGAUACACAACACAAGAUCCAAAUCCUUAUCUUCCCACCAUCACACUCUUGUACUCUCCACCAGUCAUUUCUCCUCCUGUAUCCUCUCACAUCCUUCUUUAUUCUACAACGUACACUCUUCAGCUACUUUUCUUUCUUCCAUCUUCUCCGAUCUUCUCUUCCUUCUCUUUCUUUCCUCAUAUCGCUGCACCACUUUCUCCAUGCUUGGCCUAACUUUUGGGGUUUAACUCAGGAUUCUGUUGAAGGGUUUUGAACAGUUUUCCAAAAAAAAAAAGAAAAAAGAAAAAAAAAGUGCCCUUUGCAGCAGUAUCACUUUGUCUUACAUUUUCUUGGAAUUUUUGUCGGUUUAGCACCACGUGCUGUUUUUCUGACACUGUUACCGGUUCUAUAACAACGUUUCUCUAUCUGGGUGUCGCUUGAAUCUUCAAAGAAAUCUCUUUUUCUCUAUGUGUGUGUGUGUGUUAAACAUAUGGGUAUAUUCUGUGUAUCUUGUAUAUUUUGAAGCUUAGCAGAAAGCUUGAGAGAAAGCCCGAGAAGAAAUAGAGAUAUCAAUCAGUGGGAAGAUGAAAAUUCAGUGUGAUGUGUGUGAGAAAGCUCCGGCAACAGUUAUUUGUUGCGCGGAUGAGGCAGCCCUGUGCGCGAGAUGUGAUAUUGAAGUUCAUGCAGCAAAUAAGCUUGCAAGCAAGCACCAGAGGCUUCACCUAGAGUGCCUCUCCAAUAAGCUCCCUAAAUGUGACAUCUGCCAGGAUAAGCCAGCUUUCAUUUUUUGCGUCGAAGACAGAGCCCUCUUUUGUCAGGAUUGUGAUGAACCAAUUCAUUCGGCUGGUAGCCUUUCAGCUAAGCAUCAGCGGUUCCUGGCUACUGGAAUCCGUGUGGCUUUGAACUCCAGUUGUAAGAAGGACACUGAAGAGAGUUGCUUGGAGCCACCCCAUCAGAACUCACAACAGAUUUCGGUGAAAAUGCCCACACAGCAAAAUUCUAGCUUCACAUCUCCUUGGGCUGUUGAUGACUUGCUACAAUUUUCUGAUCUUGAAUCCUCUGACAAGAAAGAGGCACUUGAGUUGGGGGAGUUUGAAUGGUUAGCAGACAUGGGUCUUUUUGGUGAGCAAAUUCCUCAGGAGGCCUUGGCAGCAGCAGAAGUUCCUCAGCUUCCAGUGUCGCAGUCAAGCAAUUUUACCUCCUACAGACCCACUAAAUCCAGCAUGCCCUACAAGAAGCCUAGACUCGAAUUCCCAGAAGAUGAUGAUGAGCAUUUCACAGUUCCUGAUCUUGGCUAAAAGUCCUACAAUAAGAGUUGAAAUGUUGAUGAAUUAUAUAUAUAUAUAUAUCAUACUCCAUAAAUACAUGUAUGUAUUUAUGUAUGUGUAUGUAUAUACCUGCUACAAUUUUUGUUUUUUCCUUCUUUUAGGAUAACUGUGUUUGCAAUCAGUUGAUAAUGCAUUUUAGCAGUUGCUUGAUCUUGGGCUAGCUCAAAUGUUUAGUUUAGGGGAUUUACAUCUCGACUCUCAAUAUGUAAUUUUAGUAUUUUAAAUUCUGAGAUAUGCAUACGGUGAUCUUGGGCUUUAAUA